GGACGCGCCGCAGGUAAACCACAGGUGUGUCGUCCCGCAGUUUGAAGGGGGGGCCAGCGGGAAACACACGACCGUGAGCUGUGAAGAGACUCCAAUUAAGCUCAGCAGAAGAAGACGGAGGAGUGAGAACAUGCCAGAACUUUAACAUUUUAAGAAGCUGAGCUUGACUUUCCCCUUUGGCGCAUCAAGGUUGGAUAGAGUGAUUGACAAUCACGUCAGAUUGGAUUACCGUGUGGGGGGCUGCGGUGUUUGUGCGACAUGGAUUUACACUUCUUUAGACGAGCAGGAGUUUUACUCCUUGUUUUCACGUUGCUAAGUCUUCUGCAUGGCUCCAGAGGAGAGGUCCCACCCAGGCCAAUCACCGGGGUCACGAUUUUGCCCCCGGUUAAACCCGAUGACGGCCCCCAGGCGUUCCCAAACGCGGACAAGGCGAAUUUACCAGUGUUUACAAUGGACUACCCAAGAAUACAGAUCCCGUUCGAAAUCACUCUCUGGGUGCUGCUGGCUUCAUUCGCAAAGAUUGGUUUCCAUGUGUACCACAAGAUCACCAUCUGGGUGCCAGAGUCGUGCCUCCUCAUCAGCAUUGGUCUGAUUGUGGGUGGCAUCAUGUUCUCUGUCCACGAGGAGCCCCCUGCUGUGCUCUCCAGCAACGUCUUCUUCCUCUACAUGCUGCCCCCCAUCGUCCUGGACUCGGGCUACUUCAUGCCCACCAGGCCUUUCUUUGAGAACAUCGGCACGGUGUUGUGGUUUGCAGUGGUGGGGACUCUGUGGAACAGCAUCGGCAUUGGCAUGUCCCUGUUUGCCAUAUGCCAGAUCGAGGCGUUCGGUGUGCAGGACAUCAACCUGCAGGAGAACCUGCUGUUUGCCACCAUCAUCUCGGCUGUGGACCCCGUGGCCGUGCUGAGCGUGUUCGAGGACGUGUCCGUGAACGAGCAGCUCUACAUCGUGGUGUUUGGGGAAUGCCUCUUCAAUGAUGCCGUCACUGUGGUGCUGUACAACAUGUUCAACUUCGUGGCGGAGAUGCCGGUAGUGGAGCCGGUGGAUGUGUUCCUGGGGGUGGCAAGGUUCUUCGUGGUCGGGCUCGGAGGGAUGGGUUUCGGCGUCCUGUUCGGCUUCGUGGCCGCCUUCACCACGAGGUUCACCUCCAGGGUCCGGGAGAUCGAGCCCCUCUUCAUAUUCAUGUACAGCUACCUGGCCUAUCUGGUGGCCGAGCUCUUCGCCAUCUCGUCCAUCAUGGCCAUUGUUACCUGCGCCCUCACCAUGAAGUACUACGUGGAGGAAAAUGUUUCCCAGCGUUCCUGCACCACCAUCCGCCACGUGGUCAAGAUGCUCGGCUCCAUCUCCGAGACCCUCAUCUUCUUCUUCCUGGGGGUGGUCACCAUAACAACGGAGCACGAGUGGAACUGGGGCUACAUCCUGUUCACACUGCUGUUUGCUUUUGUAUGGAGAGGUCUGGGUGUCUUGGUGCUGACUCAGAUCAUUAAUCCUUUCCGCACCAUCCCAUUCAACAUGAAAGAUCAGUUCGGUCUGGCCUACGGCGGCCUGCGAGGCGCGAUUUCUUUCGCCCUGGCCUUCACUCUCCCUGAUAACAUCGGCCGCAAGCAGCUCUUCGUCACUGCCACCAUUGCCAUCAUCCUCUUCACUGUCUUCCUUCAGGGCAUCAGCAUUCGACCUUUGAUUGAGUACAUCAACGUCCGCAGAACAAACCGCAAUCUUGACACCAUUAACGUCGAGGUUCACUGCAGGCUCAUGGAGCACACCAUCGCUGGCAUAGAGGACCUCUGUGGACAGUGGAGCCACUUCUACUGGAAGGACAAAUUUAUGAAGUUCAACAAUCGGAUCCUGCGCAAGAUCCUGAUCCGAGACAGCCGGGCAGAGUCGAGCAUCGUGGCGCUGUACAAGAAGCUGGAGCUGCAGAACGCCAUGGAGAUCCUGGACACAGUGACCGGAGACAUCAGCGCCGCUCCGUCCAUCGUCUCUCUCUAUGAGGAAAAGAAAAGCGCCGCUAAACCCAAGAAGAAGUUCAAGGCCGCUGACCUGAAGAACAUGCACGACAUCCUGUCCAAGAACAUGUAUAAGAUCAGGCAACGGACGGUGGCAUUCACGGGCAAGCAUGCCCUUCCCAAUGACAGCCAAACAAAGGAGAUACUGAUCAGACGUCACGCCAGCAUCCGUCGUAGCCUCCGACCUGGCAGCUUCCAGACAACGGUGGUGCCCAAAUCCCAGAAGUAUUUCUCUCUUCCUGCCGGGAAAAGUCUGGACUCUAAGUUUCCUCCUGGGAGGCUGAGCUACACAGACGAUCAGGAAACAAUGUCCGAGGUGGCGUACCCCUCCAGUCGCUCCCGGUUUCGGCAGCCGGCCCGCUCCUCCUCCAGAGCCAUGAUGCCUCUGCGCAGGUUGGACACCCUACAGGAGGCGCCCUCUGUUGACACGCUGAAUGAGAAAACAGGCCGGACAGAACGUGGAAAGUCCAGAACAAAGUCCUCCUCUAGUGACUCCCGCGUUCCUGCUCCUCGCCGUCACCUCCCCCCCUCCGCUGGCAAUGACAGCAGCUCAGAGGAUAAUUUAAGAAAUGGGCAACAUGAAGUGGAGCAGGAGGAGGAGCAGCCUUCGUCUCCACCUCCAGCCUGGGCCGCUGAACCCAGAGACAACGCAGCACAAAACCCUCUGCUCAGACGGCCUCAGUGGAACCCUAGGAGGAUGUGAAAGAGUCCCUGGGCUCUCAGAGAGCAGCUGGACUACCACAGACUGAGUCUCGGGAUCUCAAGCAGCUCCAGGGACUUUACAAAAAACUGGAGGUCUUUUCAUUUCUUAUAAGAGGUGAACCCACCUCCCAAAUGAGCCAAACUGGACACUAAUACAUUGAAGUCAGAUGUCAGAGAGCUCAGUGCACUAAAAGUGAAGAAAGUGAGCCGUUAGUUUGAAAGAUUUUCACAUCACAGACAUUCACAUCAAUGUGAUUUUUAAAUACAUUUCAUCUUUCCCCAUGAGCUUUUAAAUGUUCAGAUGGUGUAAUUUAAACUAUUUUAUUUUGAAUUAUUUCUUAAUCCUUAGAUGUAAAUAUGGUACUUUUUUGUAUUUAAUUGCCUAUUGUGUGUGUGACAGUCAUAUGAUUGAUGAUAAGGUUUUGUGUAUAGGCCAAAUUAGUUUAACAUGAGGAUUUAUUGCUGUGCAGUACAAAGUACUCUGGAAGCAUUUUGUGUGUCUGUUACGCUGAUGGACCUCAUGAAUCGGGGCCCGGUUUGUUUUCUUUUAUUGUAAUAAAUGUUUUGUUGUUUGAAAGCUGUUA
Molecule: messenger RNA, 3289 nt
Organism: Acanthopagrus latus (yellowfin seabream)
Lineage: Eukaryota; Metazoa; Chordata; Actinopteri; Spariformes; Sparidae
Gene: slc9a2
Product: solute carrier family 9 member 2
Exons: 13
Coding region: 259-2706 (815 amino acids)
Biological process (GO): regulation of pH; sodium ion transport; proton transmembrane transport
Cellular component (GO): membrane
Molecular function (GO): sodium:proton antiporter activity
Source: RefSeq, a predicted model, not a curated record